Owenia fusiformis is the source of this 4175-nucleotide messenger RNA. NCBI's taxonomy places the organism in Eukaryota, Metazoa, Annelida, Polychaeta, Sabellida, Oweniidae. The record is from the annotation of a GenBank genome assembly.
AUGUAUAUUGGUACAUGUUGACAAGAUAGGAUGCCACAUGGUGCCGUGCCUUAUCCAUUUGGGCAGUGCAGGAUCUGCAAUGAUGGAGCAACUGGAGUCCACUAUGGAGUGGCAACCUGUGAAGGCUGUAAGGGUUUCUUUAAACGUAGUAUCACAAAUGAGCAGAAAUACAAGUGUUUUUUCGGAGGAUCCUGUCAGCUAACACCCCAAAAUCGCAACCGCUGCAAGUCAUGUCGAUUCCAGCGAUGUCUUUCAACUGGAAUGUCUGUUGAAGCUGUAAAGAUGGGCCGCAUUCCAAAGGUUGAUAAAGAGAGAGCUCUUGAAGAGGCCCGUAGGGGAGAGAAUCAGCAGCCAUCUACACAACAGCAACAGCAACAACAUCAACAACAACAACAACAACAAUUGCCUAGUAUGUUACCAGAGGGUAGCAUGCUUGAUCGCUUCAUAUAUGGAGACAGGCCUCAACAGAGGCAGCCCCAUGUACCACCUGACCAACCCACCCUGUCUACCGAUACUGGGAAUAUGUCAGGACCAAGUAACUCUGAUGUAGGCCCAAUGCAUCCCCUGGGUGAAGAGAAGAGACAUAAUUACCCACAGACCCACGCUCCACCCCGUCAGCCAAGCAAUCACCCACCACAUCAGCCUCACCCCAACUCAAAUCAGGUUUAUCCCCACUCCCAGUCACAUCAUCAACAGCCCCACCAACAGAAUGGAAGCUACAUGAGAAAGAGUAUUGAACCUUAUAGAGAGAAGAUGUACCCUCAACAUGCUCAAAUGGCAACUCAGACAAAGCCCUUUGAAAAUCAGUAUUCAGUAGAAGCACAGAGAGAAGCAAAAGACCCCCAUGUCGGGCUGCAUUUCAUGCCACAAAUAAAAAAUGAACCCUCCUUGAGAAACUGUAACGGUGAUGUAAUACCUGCCCAAUUGCCCAGUCCCCAAGCCCUCCCAGCUCCAUGCCCCACAGGUGCAAGUAUGAAUCCCGGGGGCUCGGUGUCCCCAAACUCGAGUGGAACAUCUAAUGUUGCCACGCCAACCAGUCAGCAGGCAGCGAUGCCUGAUAUUAUCCAUCGGAGAGUAUACAGUCCCAACGUCAUCAAAGAACUUUUAAGUCAAGUGAUUGAAAAGAAAACUGUUAAAGAGAUCCCUGAUCCUUUGCUCAAUAAAUUAAUCACAUCAAUACGGAGUAAUCGCCAUAGAGACAUUCUUUAUCAACGUGACAACUGUGAGUCUAUGUCAUCAAGUAGCUCUGGUUUUAAUAGUGCUAACAGCUACACUGAAGAAUUACUUGAGAAACGUAAGACAGUUUACCACUCUGAAGAUGAGCUCCCAACAAAGCUUCAUCGAUCUAACAGUGUGCCAUAUUCAAAUGAAGAGGUAAUUGACAGCCAUGACCAUCAUAGGAUGCAGGUUGUUCCAGAAGAUUACAGACCUAUGAACUCUAACCACACUGACCCUACAAGACACAUUGGGGCCUCGCAAGCUCAGCAUGGGAACUAUGGAAAAGAUAACACCCAUAACUCAAAUUUAGAAGGCAUAAAAGGUGAAUUUGACCAGUAUUUGAAACCUGAGAGGAAAGGUACCAAUAAGUCAGCCUAUCCCUUAUCCGAUGAUGAUAGACGACUCGAGUCCACCAUUGACCAGUUGAAACUAGCAUUUGAGAAUAGUUUUGCUGAGGAGACGAGAGGGUUAAUGGAAAUGAUAAGAAAACGUUUGGCCCUUCCUGAAGAUCAAAGGCCAAAGAAUUUUGAAUCAGACUCAAUUGAAGAUUUAAAGAUGAUCUGGAAUCAGUUGAUCAGCUCUAUUCCGAAAAUAUCACAAAAAAUACUUGUAUUUAGCAAUGGUAUACCAGGCUUCAAUGACUUAGACAAGGAAGACCAAGGCAAGCUCAUUAAAGAUGCGUACUUUGACAUAUGGAUGAUUACCUCUAGUGGCUAUAUCCAGGGAGGUGAAAGUUACAUGUUAUUGGACAACGGCAUAUUUUACUCCAAAUUCUGGAUGAGUAGGAUUCUACCAGCAGAUCUGAUAGGAAAGAUGUUUACAGUCGCAGAGGGGUUUAAUGAGUGUAUGCUAACAUUCUCAGAACUCAGUAUUCUAUGUUCAGUUCGCCUUACAGACCCGGGUCGGUCGUGUAUCAAAAACACUAAAGAGUUAAAAGCCAUUAAUAAUCACUUAUUGGACUGUCUUGCCAAAGAGGUGCCCAUCAAUCACCCUGAGAAUCACUCCCGGAUCCUCAUCAACAUAUUCCGCCUCUUACCUACACUGGACAGUCUUGCUGAGCAGAGCAGUAACGUCAUCAUGAACUUCUCCCUUCAGUUUUCUGAAGAUAGUCUUGCAGGAACUGGGAGUAGCAAGUCUAGCUCUGCCAGCUGUUCUGACAAUACACAGAGAGAAGCUGAGAAAUCUGAUGAUAAACGUAACAAAUUUGACAGACAACCAGUUGUUGAAAUGAGCCAAUGAAUGUAAUGGAUCACACGACAUCCUCACAUAUGUGGAAUGAUAGAGAAUGGGCCUGUUUGGAAACUGGGGACUAACUUAUUAAGUUCACCCCUAUAAUAUCAUCAUAAAAUGAGAAAUAUUAUACUCUGUUGUUGCAUUUUGCAGUUUUAGUAUGAUAAAUGUGUACAGAUAGAUAUAUCAAAGUGAUAUGAUGUAUUUUGAUAUACCAUUAGAAAGAUGUACAGCUAUACUGUUGGUCUUUGCUCUUGGAUAGGCCUAUAAACUUGUUUUUGCAGCUAUUUAAACAGAUAGAGAAGGUAGGUAGAGUACCUUAACACCUAAUUCAGGUAGGCAGAGUACCUUAACAAACACUGAUGUAGAUAUAUGCAUUGUUGUCUUGUAUAUCUGAUAUUUGUGUCAUCCAGCAUAUACAUAUAUAAAUAUAAUGUUAUAGAAAUUGUAUAUACAGAGCAUAAUUAAACUAACAGGAUAAAUGUUUAUAUUAAUCAUUAAAGCUCAAAGAAAGCAGUUUAAGGUAACUUUAUAUAUGACCAUUUCUGACAUUAAACACUGCUAGUCCAAGAUUAAAAUGUAAUAUUUAGGGUUCUGCUGCUUCAGAAUUGAGUAUAUAUGAAGGCAUCUUGCUCAAUUAAAACAUUCAGUGAAUAAAAUGAAGUUAUGGACAGAAACUUCCUAACAGUUGAGACACUACAGUAUUUAGAUGGAGGCUUGUUGCAUUUAUCAUUAAGAUAUUUGUGAUUUGAUUGAUGGAACAUAACAUGUAGCUACCUGUGAACCAAUCAGAUCCCAGAUGUCUUAAUUUACUCAUUUUCAGUUUCUUGAAUGCCUGUAAUGUAUCUGCUUGAUAUAUUUAUGUAUAUGUCACACAAGAAUAACAAAAAACUCAGGGUCAAAAAUUAUAUUUCUACAUAGGUCAUUGAUUCUGACGUGUCUAUUUGUAAAAAUCAGUAUACACCAUUGCAUAUUUUCCUAUGUUAUGAAACUUGACAAAAAAAUGGAAGAUGUAGUUAUAAAUUAUUUCUUAAAGUUAUUAGUUUUUAAAGAAUAUUAUUAGACAGCCUUAACUAGUCAAAAUGGGGGAAUGUUACUCUGGCACAUCUCAUAAUUUAGGCUGGCCCUUUACCAUAAGUGGUAGGCCAGGCAUUUCUAAUUCGUAAUUAUGCACAUUUCAAAUGUUGCUUGAGACCCCCAUGUAGGAAAGGUCAGGAAUUUGAUUGGCAGUAAUGUCCCAGGGGUGGGAUUUUGACAUCCUACUUUGCCUGGGAGUAGGGCCUUUUGAAAUGUAUAUUCUGGCAAUCCUGGUAAUCCAGAAUUUUGACAAUGUUUUAUAAGCUAUUAUUUCUUCCAAGGUGGGGAAAUUGACUCCUUAUGCUGUUCUCAGGGAACUGACUUUGACUGCUCAAUUUAUAUGUUGUCAAAAUCUGAUCCACUUUCUGUUUGGAGGAGUCACAUGUAAACCUUUGAAUGGUGCAUAAAGAUCUCUAUUUUGGAAAUUAACUUUGUAUUGAUUUGAAAAUGAAUAUUACAUAGUAAAUAUUUUGGUUCAUGAAUAUUCUCUAUUGUGCAGUUAAAUAUGUAUUGUAAAUAAUGUUGUACAAUGAUGGGUCCAGAUGUUCUGAAAAGUUGUACUAUUGUAUAUAUUAUACACCUCAUGGACAUAAUUGCUGGAAUUACACAUGGCGUUUUACAAAAGCGUCUUCGGUUUUAACCAGGUUUAA